Messenger RNA from Anopheles arabiensis, 1768 nucleotides. Its product is annotated as cytochrome P450 CYP12A2-like. Bases 1 to 1569 code for a protein of 522 amino acids. Gene Ontology annotation, molecular function: oxidoreductase activity, acting on paired donors, with incorporation or reduction of molecular oxygen; monooxygenase activity; heme binding. The record is from RefSeq and is a predicted model, not a curated record. The transcript is spliced from 8 exons. NCBI's taxonomy places the organism in Eukaryota, Metazoa, Arthropoda, Insecta, Diptera, Culicidae.
AUGAACGUGUUAAAAUCUCCACUGUGGCAACAUUGGCUACGAUCCAGCGUGCUUCCGUAUGGGACAACUUCGAACAGACUGCUGAGUGCACAGGCCGCGGUCGAACACGUAGAUCCGGAAUGGUCCACGGCGAAACCGUACGAAUCUAUCCCCACUCCGUCCUUUAUGAAGAUGGCCCGGAUGUUUGGCAAAAAUGGUCGUUACGCCAAUCUGGAUCUGGUGGAGUUGCAUUCCCGCAUGUGGGAAGAUUACGGUGAUAUCGUUCGCUUUAAGGGAAUGUUUGGUCGCCGAGAUAUCAUUAUGACGUACAGCCCAUCUGACAUUGAGAAGGUGUUCCGCAACGAGGGACAGUGGCCGAUACGCCGUGGGUUCGAUAGUUUUGCGUACUACCGUACGCACGUACGACCAGAUAUCUUUAGCGAGACGGGCGGUCUAGUCACGGAACACGGCGAAAAGUGGCAGAAGGUGCGCACCAUCGUAAACCCGGUGAUGAUGCAACCGAAAACAAUUAAACUUUACGUCGAUCAGGUGGAUGAAAUAGCGCGAGAGUUUAUGACACUGGUAGCAGGCAUGAGAGAUGAGAAGAACGAGCUACCGAAGGACUUUGAUCAGUGGCUUAAUCGGUGGGCGCUUGAAACGAUGGGUGUUCUGGCGCUGGACACUCGGUUUGGUGUGUUGAAGGAUGAACAGACAGAGGAAGCCAAAAAGAUCCUUGGACUUGUACGUAACAUCUUCGAGCUAACGUAUAAGUUGGACGUGGAAAUGUCGCUCUGGAAGUACAUCAGUACACCAUCCUAUAGGAAAAUGAUGAGUGUCUUUGAUGAUCUAACAGCAUUGAUCAUGGCCAAAAUCGAUGAAGCGAAGCAGCGUCUCGAGAAACAACCAUCAAACUCAGCCAAUCAAAGCGUACUGGAGAAGCUGCUUAAGAUCAACAAGCACGUUGCAGUGAUCAUGUCGCUUGAUAUGCUUAUUGCUGGAAUUGAUACGACAUCAUCCGGAUCGACCGGAGUGCUGUACUGUCUAGCGAAGAAUCCGGAAAAGCAGGCAAAGCUGCGUGAAGAGCUGCGUACCAUCUUGCCCAAAAAGGACUCACCAUUGACGGCGGAGAAUAUGCACAAUCUACCUUACCUUAGAGCCUGCAUCAAGGAGGGUCUGCGGAUGUAUCAACCCGUCGCUGGAAACAUGCGUGCCGCCGGUCGGGACUUGGUCCUGCAGGGCUAUCAAAUUCCAAAGGGAACGGACAUUGCCAUGGGUUCCGCGGUAUUGCAGCGUAGCGAGAAGUACUUCCGCCGAGCCUCGGAGUAUCUACCGGAACGUUGGCUUUCCGAACGUCCAGCAGAUGUGCCGAGUGCAAAGGAUUCGAAUCCCUUCAUCUUCCUUCCGUUUGGCUUUGGUGCACGAAGCUGUAUCGGUAGGCGGCUCGCCAUGAUGGAGUUGGAGAUGAUUACCGCCCGGCUGGUGCGGCAGUUUGAACUUCGAUGGAACUACGAUAAGCUGCACUUCAAGCAAGCGUUGAUCAACAUUCCUGCCAAUCCGCUGCAGUUCGAACUGCGGGAUGUAGAUCACUGAAAGAGUGGAAGCUAUGUUUUUUUUUUAUGUUCUACAUAACUGUGUUAUCUGUGAAGGAGAACCCGAACAAACUGUCUUCCUACGACUUGUAACAAAUUCCCAGUAUUGAAGGCGUUAUAUGAGCUCUACAGGGUGGAUCAAAAUAAUUAUUCAACUGCAAAAUACAUCUGAAAUAAAAGUUGACACGUUACCUUUCAAA